Messenger RNA from Lates calcarifer (barramundi perch), 1421 nucleotides. RefSeq names its product artemin-like. The record is from RefSeq and is a predicted model, not a curated record. Gene Ontology annotation, molecular function: growth factor activity; receptor tyrosine kinase binding; glial cell-derived neurotrophic factor receptor binding. The annotation marks the transcript as partial. The transcript has a single exon. NCBI's taxonomy places the organism in Eukaryota, Metazoa, Chordata, Actinopteri, Centropomidae.
AAGAGUGGUCACUGAUGCAGGAAGAGGAAAUCCAGCAGGGCAGAUGGCGGCGUUCCCCUCGUGACCCAAACUUGCCCAGAACAUCAAGGAGGAACCGCAAGAAGACCAAAAGCAGCCGUGACUGUCGCCUGGAGAGGAAGGAGAUGCGGGUGCGGGAUCUUGGCCUCGGCUAUGACUCAGACGAGAUAGUCCUCUUUAAGUACUGUGUUGGAACAUGCCACACAUCCCGCAAGAACUAUGACCUGGCCCUCAAGACUCUGCUGGACAAUGGGAGCAUUUCUGGCAAAAUGGUCAGCAGUCACCCCUGCUGUCGGCCUACCCGCUAUGAGACUGUGUCCUUCAUGGACACCCAGACUACCUGGCAGACAAUUAAGUGGCUCUCAGCAGCCAACUGCAGCUGUGUGGGCUGACUAUAAAGAGGAGUGUCUAUCUGCAGUUAACAAACACAGAAAACUCUUGUGUGAAAGAGCAGGAUAUUGUGAGGCCUGGUGUCUACUUUGGGUGACUUAACCCGGGUUCAUGUGGUCUAUGACAUGGGCCGAAGAUGGGAUCCACUGCGCUGUGGCCAGGGCUUUCCCUGUGCUGAUAGCUUGGCUGUUGUUGAUGGAGGUUCAGAUACAUUCAGACAGAGCCUGAUGACACCAGCAAACCGUCUGGAUGUCUGCCUCCAGCCUGGGGCCGUAGAAGGUUUGUUUAAAUGCCACCAGCAAUAAGCACAGAGGAGGAAACUAUCAGUACUGUUCCAGUUCAUAGUGUAUACAUAUUUGUGUCCUUUAUUCAGUCUCUUGAAGGCAUCCAGGUGAUGUAACAGCCCUCUGGCAGCCAUGUUUAACAUAUACAGCUCUUUGGCAACAGAAGCCCAGAGUAACCAAUUCAAUUUCUAAGCAGCUUGGCUAUUUCAGAACGGUUAACUUCUGUGUUAUUUUUGACUGGGAGCUGUGUCCAGUUUUCUGAUAUGUUAGCUAGCUAGCUAGUGGAAGCUAGCAUUUGAAGAGGCAAACAAAAUUUGUGGCUGAAAUAUGCAGCAGAUAUGAAGGGUAAUAUUUGAUUUAAUUUGUGUUCACAAAUCAUCAGUUUGAGCCAUUUAAUUAACAGAAUGGAAACAUUAUUAUUCAUCAUACUGUGAACUGUAAGAGAUGUCAGAGAUAAGACAAACUUUGUCUUAGCCUGAAAGCCAAAAUCCAAAGGCUGGGAACAUCUCAGUCCAAAAUAAAAAAUAGAACACCACGCAACUUUUACUGGUCAUUACAGUGAACAUAGAGUGCUGAAACACUAUCAGCAUCAGUACAGUAGCUUUAGCAUUCAAGGGACCAAAAUGUUAAGAUGAUGAAACAAAUGACUUUGUGAACAAGUUUAUUUCUCCAUACAAAUUAAUUCAAAGCAAGGAUAUGAAGUAAUUUGUGCCCACAAAUUUAAUGUUU